UUCCACAGAAAGGCUUAUUAUUAUUAUUCCAAUCCAUGUGUAGUAUCUUGAGCGGGAAAAUAUGGGACUAAGAUUGCUUCUUUCCUGACUCCAUUUCAUUUGCCUUCUCUCCCACCUAUGUUAUCGGAAUCAUCUCUGCACUGCCAACAGCAACAAAAAAUGAAUGGAUCGCUGGAGUUGGUAUCAUUUGAAGAUGUGUGUGUGGACUUCAGCUGGGAGGAGUGGAAGGACCUGGAUGAUUCUCAGAGGACCCUGUAUAGGGAUGUGAUGCUGGAGACCUACAGCAACAUGGUUUCCUUGGGGCACUCGGUUCCUAAGCCUGAAGUGAUUAUUAAUCUGGAACAAGGGGCAGAGCCAUGGCUGGGAGAAACCCCAAACAAGAAUAUGACAGGUGCCCAGCAAGUAGAUGGCUCGAUUGAAAUAUGCCAGGGGAGUCCAGACACACAUCUGUUGCAAGUUGAAAUCACCACUAGCAAAAUAAUAGAGGAAAACGUUGGUUUUCUAGGUGUUAAACAUGGAGCAAAUCUUUUUACCACAAACCAGACCCCACUGUACAGCAGGAAACUCACAGAGGAGAGAUACCCUGUGAAUACAAUGCAUGUAAUUACCAGAAGUCAGACCUCAGCAGGCUUCAGAAAACUCACGCAAGAGACAAAUCCCAUGAAUGUAACACAUGUGGAAAGUAUCUCAAGCAAAACUCAUGCCUCAGUGUGUAUUAGAGAAGACACCCAGGAGAGAAUUCUUAGGGAAGUAACACAUGUGGAAAGUCAUUCAAAUGGAAAUCAGAGCUCAGUGUACAUCAGAGAACAUAUAGAAGAGAAACCACAUGAAUGUACCACAUGUGGAAAGUCUUUAAGCCGGUUGUCAAAUCUCCGGAAACAUCAGAAAAUACACACAAGGGAGAAAUCUUAUGAAUGUAACACGUGUGGAAAGUUUUUUGUCACAAAGUCAACACUCAUUCGGCAUCAGACAGCACACACAGGGGAAAAACCUUAUGAGUGUAACACAUGUGGAAAGUCUUUCACAUGGAUGUCAAGUCUCCGCAUCCAUCAGAGCACACACACAGGGCAGAAACCUUAUGAAUGUAACACAUGUGGAAAAUCUUUCAGACAGAUUUCAACUCUCCACAUCCAUCAGAGCACACACAAACAAGAGAAACCUUAUGAAUGUAACACAUGUGGAAAGUCUUUCAGACAAAUGUCAAUUCUCCGCAUCCAUCAGAGCACGCAUACAGGGGAGAAACCUUAUGAAUGUAACACAUGUGAAAAGUCUUUCAGAUGGAUGUCAAAUCUCCAAAACCACCAGAGAACACACACGGGAGAGAAACCCUAUGAAUGUAACACAUGUGGAAAGUCUUUCACAGAAAUGGCAAAUCUCCGCAGGCAUCAGAGCACACACACAGGAGAGAAACCAUACAAAUGUAACACAUGUUCAAAGUCUUUUGUCACCAAGUCAACACUCAUUCGGCAUCAGACAACACACACAGGGGAGAAACCUCAUGAAUGUAACACAUGUGGAAAGUCUUUCAGACGGAAGUCACAUCUCCACAUCCAUCAGAGGACACACACAGGAGAGAAAUGUUACGAAUGUAAUACAUGUAGAAAGUCUUUCCUGUACAAGUCAACCCUCAGUGUUCAUCAGAGAACACACACGGGUGAGAAGCCAUAUGAAUGUGACAAAUGUGGAAAGUAUUUCAGCCAUACAUCAAGUCUCUGUAGGCAUCAGAGAAUUCACAUAUAAGAGAAACCUUAUUAACGUAAACAAUGUGGAAAGUUCAAGGAGAUUACAGCCUUCAUUAAGCAUCAGAGAGGCCAUAUGAAUAUAGGACAUGUGGAAAGUAUUUCAGACAUAUCAAAUCUCUGCAUGCAUCAGAUCACACACAAGUGAAAUCUUAGGAAUGGAACAAAUGUGGAAAGUCUUUCCCCUACAGUUAGACCUCAAUGUUCAUCAAACAACACACACAGGAAAGAAACUAUGAAUGUAACAAUUGUGGAAAGUCUUUCACCAAGUCAAAUCAGAGUUUAUACAGGAGAGAAAUCAACACCAAAUCAGAUAGAUGGAAAUGAAGAUUCUAAGAACUUUGAUUUGGGCCACCCUGAACCCAUGCAUCUCCCUCAUAGAACAUUAAAUGUUGGAGAGGUUAAUGUUGAGCAGCAUACUUUGGCAAGCACUCUACCACUUGA
Perognathus longimembris pacificus (Pacific pocket mouse) is the source of this 2183-nucleotide messenger RNA. Its product is annotated as zinc finger protein 717-like. Bases 118 to 1740 code for a protein of 540 amino acids. Gene Ontology annotation, cellular component: nucleus. Gene Ontology annotation, molecular function: RNA polymerase II cis-regulatory region sequence-specific DNA binding; DNA-binding transcription activator activity, RNA polymerase II-specific. NCBI's taxonomy places the organism in Eukaryota, Metazoa, Chordata, Mammalia, Rodentia, Heteromyidae. The record is from RefSeq and is a predicted model, not a curated record. Gene Ontology annotation, biological process: regulation of transcription by RNA polymerase II. The transcript is spliced from 4 exons.